AUGUGGGCGCGUCGUUGGAAUGACGUCACGCGCCGUUUGCCGCGCACACGCCGCCUCGCGCCGUUCGGGGUUCGCGACGCGUCGGGUCUGAGACAAACCAGCACGACCGACACACCGGACACUCUUGCAUAUGCUCAAGAGUACCUACUCAAGCUCAGCUUGACUACUCUCAUCUCCGACUUUCCAAGCUCGACGUGUGCGCGACCGUGGCAAAUGUCACUAGACACCCUUGAAGUGGUAGAUGCCCAGCUGGAAGCAGCUGAAGCCAAGCUUCUGGCUCUUCGGCGCCAGAAGAACGCCAUGUCUCCUACGCACCACCUUCCUCCAGAGGUGCUCCUGCGCAUCUUGUGCUACGCCUCCGACGACAUCCUCAACGGCUACCAACGCACGCUCUUUGUAUCUCGUCUUCCAUCAUGGAUCAAGGUGACGCAGGUCUGCCAUUUUUGGCGGGAGGUAGCCCUCUCUGCUCCGACGUAUUGGGCGGACAUUGCUCUCCACACACCGAGCUGGAUGCGCGAGACUCUCGCACGUUCGAAAUCUGCGCUCAUACGACUCAGCUACGUCUCCUUGAGCUACAAGGAAUACGUACUCGAACCGCUCAAGCAGCUCGAACGCGUCAGCGACCUCACGCUCAUGCAAGAUAACAUCCGUGAUUGGUACCUCCCAUUGAUCCGCGAUCAACCUGCCCCGAACUUGCGCAUGCUGCAUGGAUCGACUUGGGCGACGACAAUAUCUUUGCCGGAGAACUUCCGCGCCUUCAUACUCUCGACUUGUCGAUGGUCAAGCUAUCAGGCAGACGCUGGCAACUCAGACUCUGCUCCUGCUGCCCCUCCUGCACCGGUCUACUCCGGCGACCCUGUCUCUUUACCCACGCUCCUCAACCUCGUUAUAUAUGAUAAGAACGUGCGCAACAUAUCCGCGUUCAUGUCGAACAUCAAGCUUUCAUCGGCGGCGGCCGUCAACCUCAAGGCGGCGACCUCCCGCAUUUCCGACGAUGCUGCCACGCUCGAACCCAUGCACAAGCAUCUUCUUGACGCGGCUUCCCUUCAUACUCAUGAGCACGAUAUCGGGCGCGAGGACAUCACACCCUUCAGCGACCUUUAUUGGGCCGGCGAUGCAGACGAGUCCAUCGCGUUCCAGACGAGCUCGGUCCUGACUCUCAGCAUUAUAUCGCCCGAGGCCGACAACGAGUUCUCAUUCUCCCGCAAGCCCAAUCUCGACCAAUUUACCCCGUCCAAGGGCAGGGAGCCAGUACACUACGGUGCUCAACUCGGCUUCUCCAGCCCCGAGCUCUCAAAGGGCGUCGAUCUCAUCGCGGACGUGUUCUCCCGUUACCCGACCACCCCCGCCAAUCUCACGCGUCUUUCGAUCGAGAACAUUGACUUGAGCGAGGAGCAGUGGCGCGAGACGUUUGUAUCGUGCAAGAACAUACUCAGGGUCACAGCCCAGAGCGACACUGCUGCCACGCUCAUCCGCGCACUCUUCAUCUACGACGACGACCAAGUGCACGACGCCGUGCCUUUCCCGCGUUUGUGGCACCUCGCGCUCGCUCGACUUGAUCUACGCACAUUCCGCACCGUCGAAGAGGGGAGUUCAACUCUGUUAGAGCUCUAUCUCACUCUCGUUAGGCGAGGGCAGCGUGGCAUUCCCGUCGGAGGCCUGAAGAUAAAGGGGUGCGAUGUUGAUGUCGAGCACCUCGAGACAAUGAUCAGGCCUUACCUCUUGCGGCGGGUCAUCGCUUGGGACAAAGACGUCGACGGGCUCACGGGGCGCGAAACGCAGUACGAGGACGAUGCCGAAGAUGACGACGAAGGGGAUAGUGACGUUGACAUGGACAACUAA
Peniophora sp. CBMAI 1063 is the source of this 1842-nucleotide messenger RNA. The record is from the annotation of a GenBank genome assembly. NCBI's taxonomy places the organism in Eukaryota, Fungi, Basidiomycota, Agaricomycetes, Russulales, Peniophoraceae.